Molecule: messenger RNA, 1235 nt
Organism: Camelina sativa (false flax)
Lineage: Eukaryota; Viridiplantae; Streptophyta; Magnoliopsida; Brassicales; Brassicaceae
Source: RefSeq, a predicted model, not a curated record
GCUCCGAAAGAUUUAAUUUUUUUUUUCUUUCUUUCUUUCUUUCUGUGAUUUGUGUAUUUUUUUGGGGUUUAUUGCAGAUUUGCCUCUUUCUUAAGUCUGUAAUCUUUUGAUUUAGCAUAGGUCUUUUCGUCGAGAAUUAGUGCUGCAUUGUCUCUGAGAGUCACUGUUCUCGAUUCACCUCUUUGUUUUUGCUCUGUCUCCUUGUUAGAUGAUUUGGGAAAACGAAUGUAUAGAUUCAAUCUAUCAGUUCUGAAUCCCUAUGUAAAAGAGUGUUCGUGUGAUUGAUUCAAAGGACGAUUAAGGAAGUUGCGAGUUUCGAAAGUCAGAUAAGGUUGUUGUAGGCUUUUAAGUUGGCAGCUGAGAAGAUAAUUAGUGUAGGAUGGAUCAAGUGUUUUCACGAGAGCAAGAUCUUGAUGUAGACAUUGAAGCUGGUCGAUCUGAUGUUGUUACACAAGAAUCCACAUUAGCUACUGUUUCAGGCAAUGGGGUCUGGACUGAACGGGUGAAUUUCGCUGCAUCUGAAAACAUUGCUGAUGAUCUGAUCUAUCCAUUAAUGGGAGACGAAAACAGGGUAGGCACAAGCAGUCAAAGUCUGGAUCUUUCAGAGAACAAAUGCGAUAAUGGAAAGUUUAAGAAGUCUAGAAAAGCUUCAAAGCCUCCCAGACCGCCAAAAGGCCCUUCCUUGAGUGCAAGUGACCAUAAGUUCAUGAGGGAAAUAGCAGAGCUUGCUAUGAGAAAGCGGGCAAGGAUUGAACGGAUGAAAAGUUCCCUUAAAAAAAUGAAAGCAGCCAAGUCUUCAUCAUCAUCAUCAUCUCAGUGCAUUAACAUUUUCUCGAUGAUAGUAACGGUUCUCUUCUUCGCCUUUCUAGUCUUCCAAGGCUUCUUCCCUGGAAAUUCGAGUUUGAGUUCAGACAAAUCACCUGCACCUAUUGUUUCAUCUACCAACCAAUUGAUAUCAGUUCAGUUCUACAAUGAAUUUGCUCCCGUUGAGCAAACUGAUCCCAGCCCGACCACCUCAUUCAGGUAUACGAGGAAGCGAAUAUCGGGUGCGGAAGAAGAAGUCUCGAGAGACGUUAGUUACUAGAUGAGUUCUCUGUCUGGUCUUUGCUUCAAACUGUUAAAACUCUUUUUGUUCAAGUUUUGUUCUCUCUCUGGUCACAGCUUUUGUAUAGGCUAAAUAUAUAUGUAAAACGACUCCGUUUCAAACAAUGAUGAUGAAUCAUCACUUUCACUAA